CAAGAGAGCUUCCUCUCAAGUGAUAUAACUCCAAGAGUUUCCUUGUUAACGUUAUUAACGUGUCCUGGUUCUAGUGAAGGACACAUCCAGCCUAGCACAUGUAGGCCACAUUGUAUACUAUAAACAAAUUUGCAGUUAUUCAAAGCUUAAGUAUUUGAGAAACCUGCCACGUACCACCAAAAUUCCUCUCAAGGAGCCCUUGGGGUAUGCGUACCCCAGGUUGAAAACCCCUGUUCUAGGUGGUUACAUCAAAGAUGUGCUUGGGUGGUGAUAUGGACCAUAAUAGGGGUACCACUAUAAAUGAAAUUGCCUGCGCCACUAAUGGGCGGAAACUGAACAGCACUUCCCACAUAUACUCUUCAAGCAUGCCUACAGGCGCUAUAGGCCAUAACAAAAAAGACUUCUAUACUGUCAACCCUUCUCUCUUUGUCACUAGCAAUUUAAUAAACAGCAAAAGCUCCCAGCCUGAAUGAAUAUUACAUUUGCAUCUAGCGUUGAUACAAAGACGAGCAUCAUGGCGAUGAUGGAAGGAAUAAUAAAGGCUGAAGAAGGGAAUGUAACCACAUAUUGUCAACUUUCACCACCUAUGAACAGUACCAAUGAACACUGAAAACACCCUAAUUUUGCAAUUGCCUUCAUAUAACAUUAAUUUAAAGGUGAGCACAGGUAUGACAGAUGACAAAGGGAGUGACAGCAAGAGAUCAACAGAGGCAACAUAUUCUUAUGCCAGGAAGAAUCUGGAAGUCCUCUCUUAAAUUAUUUAAAGGGAUAUCUAAGAAAAAGACUUGCCAACAUCAGCAUACAGAAAAUCAAGGGAUGACUUUAUUGAAACCAUAUUCCCUCCAUGCAUUUCCUGUCGCAGAUCGAUGCCGCUGAGUAUCUUGGUUUCAAUUAAGUCACCCCUUGAUCUUCAUGAUAGUGUUGGUUAGUGAUGAUGGAUUGAUUGAUAUCUUUAUUGUUAUAGUAAGUCUAAUAUUCUCAGAUACUUCUUCAAGUAAUUUUAUAUCUUUAACCAGGUGGGAGCUCCAUAUUAGCGAAUGUGUCGUACAUUAGAUUCAUUCCAUUUAUUUAUCCAAUGAGCAAAACGAACUACAACUUUGAAUCCACCGCCAGAUAUGCCACAGCUGAUCUCAAUUCCCCCAGAAGCGCCGCCGGUUGUGGUACAGUACAGUGGUAGUAGGAAGUGGAAUGUCCAUGGAACGCGUGAGAACUGCCAAAGUUAUAGUACCAUACGCUUAACAGUACGAAAAUAAGUAGCCUACGUACGUCAAAGCCAUGAUGAUAAAGUAGCAGUGCAGUACAAUCAGCAAAUCGGUAUCUGAGAUAAACAAAACUGUGGCGGAAAAAAAAAAAAAAUCAGCAAACAACACAAUCACCAUAUAUUUCACAUUACUAUUGCAAUCUAUUACGCUACACUUUCUCUUAAGGAACUUCUCCACAGCACCAAUCAUCCUGUCAUUCAUGUAUCCACAGUUCCAGCACCAACUUUCAUGUCUUCUAUACUGUAACAUUCUCCAAUUCUCUUAGCACAACUUGCAUCAUCUCAUUCCUGUCUCUGGCAUACUUCAGACACUCCAGCACCACGUUCUCCACUGUCUCAUUCUCUCCUACGUUCCCUGCAAAUUCGAAUGUCGUGCGCUUGGCAGAGAUACAACUGUCCACGCAUGCGUAGUUCACGCAUUGCAUGGGCGUUCCAUAUGACCACUUUCCACUGCCGUCUGUCAGUGCUACACCAGCAGACCCACUCCACUCAACAGAAUCAGAUGCUUGAGCCUCGAUGUGUGGACGGUGACAGCGGCGAGAUAAGCUGUCUGCUAAACUGCCCCGCCAUUGACACACCACGUACAGUGUACACGGGAAGGUCAGUGUGGGGUCAAGGGGGGUAAGCCGUGGAACAAUAACAACUCAAUGCUGGGUGCAGCGCGGUCAUUCUGGGCAAGAGGGUAGGACGAGAAGGUGGCAGGAGUGGUGGAGGGUGAGACAAUAUGGAGGCAACAAAAGUGAUUACUCACUGCCUGCUGGCAGGAGCGAGGCAAGCAACAUGACAACAGACUCAGAAGAUGCAGACAGUUUUGAUCAACUAAGAACCUUAUGUCUAAGUUGUCGUCAUCGCAACCAUUCAUCAUCAUCGUCUGAGUGUUCUUGUGAGUCUUGCAUCUCCCACAGUGAUGAUUCCUUCUUUGAAGGUGAUGAAGGUCCACCAGGAGGAGAAAAUACUGUCCAGCGACGCCUCUACAUGUGGCUAGAAAAUGCUAAAUUGAAUUGGGGAUUCUUGGUCCUUGGGUUGCUAUUGGUCAGCAUGGCAUUCACCAUCACCAUUUUUGCAGUGGCUGAGACAAGCAGCAACAUUCAAGUUAGCCACCACACAUUGUACUGGAUGGUACCCAUGAUGGCAGUCACAGCUGGAGUUGUUAUCGCUUGGAAGACUACCCAACAUCUACUCCUGAAACAAGGCUAUGGCAAGGGUGGUCACAUCAUGGAGCGGUGGAAUCUGAUUCGGGUCGCCCAAAGGAAGAAGCUGGUGUACUCAGUGCGGGGAGCGAUCUAUGCCCCAACCCGAAGCACGCCACAAAGACCCAGCCACCCUCCUACCUAUAAAAUGGUGGGUUAUGAAAACCGGGUAGCAGACGUGGGCACCGUACACGUAGGGGGACAGAGCCUGGCCAGGGAACUUGUCUUCAAAGUGUGCAAGAUGUUUUCAGCUGAAGCUCUCCUCUGUGGCUUUGUCUCUCAAGUGUUUAGUGUAAGGAUACCCGUUAGGUGGGUGUGGUAUGUUGGGGGAAGUAGGUGUGGUGGGAGGCGGUGGCAUAGUGGAUAAGGUGGUGAGCGUGGGAUCGGGCAGACGUCCAUGCGUAGGUUCGAAUCCCACCACGUACAGCCUUAAAACACUUUGCCAUUUGUCGAGUGGUUUAAAGUUACCUACAUAUCACCAUGAUACCCAGGUUCUAGGUGGUUACACUCAAGAUGAGCUUGGGCGGUGAUAUGGGCCCUAAUAUGGGUACCACUAUAAAUAAAAUUGCCUGCGCCAUUAAUGGGCGGAAGCUGAACAGCACUUCCCAUACACUCUUCAAGUGUGCCUACAGGUGCUAUAGGCCUUACUGUAAAAAAAAAAAAAAAAAGUGGGCAGAAGUAACAG
Messenger RNA from Portunus trituberculatus (swimming crab), 3136 nucleotides. RefSeq lists its product as uncharacterized. The record is from RefSeq and is a predicted model, not a curated record. Lineage: Eukaryota; Metazoa; Arthropoda; Malacostraca; Decapoda; Portunidae. The transcript has 8 exons. The coding region runs from base 2042 to 2818 and encodes 258 amino acids.